Molecule: messenger RNA, 2076 nt
Organism: Lotus japonicus
Lineage: Eukaryota; Viridiplantae; Streptophyta; Magnoliopsida; Fabales; Fabaceae
Exons: 8
Coding region: 325-1866 (513 amino acids)
Biological process (GO): mRNA 3'-end processing
Cellular component (GO): RNA polymerase II, holoenzyme
Molecular function (GO): RNA polymerase II complex binding
Source: RefSeq, a predicted model, not a curated record
UCCUCAUGAGACAAUGUUGCUGACUUUGCGCCAAAUUCCGGAAACGUAAACUUUCCAAGGACUCUUUUUCAAAGUCUUUAACUCACUUUCCCCCUCUUCUUCUUCUUCUUCUUCUUCUUCUUCUUCACUCUCUCAAUUCCCUCUCAGAUUUUCCCCAAAACGCUGUCGUUCUCAACAACACCCUUUCCUUUCUGCAUUUCCAUGAAUUCUCCUUCUUCCUUCACUUUCAGCUCGAUUUGAAUCUCUUCGCUUCUGCUUCACCACCACCUUCAGCUCAAUUGGGGUGCUAGGGUUUCGCCCUAGUGCCCGACCAGGGACUUGACUAUGAGUGUCACUAGCACCUUCAAUGAGCAGAUUCUUGCGGACAAGAUGUCCAAGAUCAACAGCACCCAGCAAUGCGUUGAGACUUUAUCACAUUGGUGUAUAUUCCACCAAAGCAAAGCAGAACUAGUUGUUGGAACAUGGGAUAAACAAUUUCACAAUUCAGAGAAGGGUAAGCGGGUCCCCCUUCUGUAUCUUGCAAAUGACAUCUUGCAGAACAGCAAACGUAAAGGAAAUGAAUUUGUGACUGAGUUUUGGAAGGUUCUUCCUAAUUCACUUAAAGAUGUUCUUGACAAGGGUGAGGAUCACGAAAAGCGUGUGGCAUCUAGACUGGUGGAUAUAUGGGAGGAAAGGAAAGUGUUUGGAUCUAUGGCACAGAACCUUAAGAAUGUAAUUCUUGGAGUAGAAGCACCUCCACCGUUGGAGUUCAACAAAAAGCGAUCCCGUACGGGAUCUGUACGAAUUGUGAAAAAGGAUUCUCGCUCCAUUAGAACGAAAUUGACCAUUGGAGGUCCGGCGGAAAAAAUAGUCUCAGCCUUUCAUGCAGUGCUUAGCGAACAUCCCAAUGAAGAUGCAGAGAUGAGUAAAUGCAAGUCUUCUGUACACCGUGUGAGGAAGAUGGAAAAAGAUGUUGAUAUUGCAUGCAAUAUCGUAAAGGACCCUAAGCGAAAAACUUUGGCCAAGGAAUUAGUGGAGGAAGAAAGUAUUAUGAAACGAUGUAUUGAAAAUCUUAAAUUAGUUGAAGCAAGUAGAGCAGCACUUGUAUCUCAGUUAAAAGAAGCUUUGCAUGAACAGGAAUCUGAAUUGGAGAAUGUUCGUACUCAGAUUCAGGUAGCACAAGCACAAGCAGAAGAGUCUAGCUUCAUGAGGAAACGACUUGAAAAUGAAGAAAUUUCAUAUAAACCAUCAUCCUCAACAACUUCAGUUAUUGAUACAAAUGCAAAAUCAGAAGCAGCAACUAAGAAGUCGGCUUCAACAAUUGCAGCAGAGGUUGCAGAUAAACUAGCAGCUUCUUCAUCAUCUCAAUUCAUCAUGACUUCUGUUCUCGAAACGUUUGCAGCUGAGGAGGCUAAAAAUGCUGGUCUAGCUUCUGAGUCCAUGUCAAAACCUGAGCAGCCAAUACACCUGCCAGAUCAAUAUGCUUUUUUGUCCGCACCGCAGUUGUUCGCCACACCAAAUCAUUCAUACCCUUCAGCUUUGGUACACCCACCAACAAUGCAGAAUCCAGCCGCCGCACCACAAGGUCAAUAUAUCAUGAUGGGUAAUUCAUCCUCCCAGCAGUUUUUGGAGUCAUCAGGAGGGAUUAUAUCUCCUUAUGGUUAUGGUAGCAUUCCACCAUUACCGCCAGGACCACCCCUACCUAUGGAGAAUCCAAUGAUGCCUCUGACAAACCAGACAUUACAAAUACCGCCGCAGCCGCAGCAGCAAGCUCAUGUAACUCAACAUCCACCAAUAACAAUGACACAGCAAGCUCCAGCAGCACCUAGUUUCCUACCAAUUCAACCCCCAGGAAAUGUAUACUAUGGUAAUCAUGUGCCAUUCUAAAUGAGUCCUGCAAUAGUUAGCUUUAAACUAAGUAUUGAUGAAGAGAGAGAGAGGGAGGGAGACAGAGAGAUUUUGAUAGAUUUUUCUUUAUUUUUUAUGGUAAUGUACUUGUAUAGCCAAUUGCAAUUAGAUCAUUAUUGGGUCUUAUUUAUGCAGUCAAAGACUGAUUUUGAAACCAAUAAUACAUAAGGCUCUGUUUGGAUUUUGGCC